UGGGCUAGACAAUAAAAACUCCCCUUCCUUCAACAAAACCCAACACAAAGAAAAUACUUUUGAUCAACAAUAAGUAUCCCCCAAAAAAGGAAGAAAUUCUAAACUGAAACAAAAACUGAACUGAAACACAAAAGAGAUCAAAUAGACAAGCACCUUAAAUAGCCAGAUAAUGAUAAGAAUUUCUCUCUCUCUCUCUCUUGCUACAAUUAGAAAAUAUAGAGCAUGACUUCACCCACCCACAAACAAAAAAAAAGAAGAAGGUGAAAAUGGUAGAAAAAGUCCCACAGAGUGAGAUCACCAUUUUUUUUUCUUUGCGUCUUCCGUCUUUACAUCAGCUCUUUAUCUUAGUCAUUAUUCUUUGGAGGGACUGGGUGGCAGCAUAUCUGACACACUCUUCCAGACAAGAUGAGGCUCCCCGUCUUAUUUGCCGUCGUUUUGUUGGUGACAGACGUCGGCUAUUGUCAGUAUCCAUGUUUUCCUCCGUGCAACUGUAUUUCCGUACCAGGGCCGAUGGGACUUCCAGGACUACCAGGACUUCCUGGAAAACCUGGACUGGCAGGACUUCGUGGACCAGUCGGACCACCUGGAGCAAGAGGACCAGUUGGUUUAAUGGGACCACAAGGACCGGAAGGAAAACCAGGACCACCUGGAAGAUCUCUCCUAGGACCAGCGGGACAACCCGGCCUACCGGGGCCACCUGGAUCAACAGGUCCAAUAGGGCCACCAGGAAUUGAUGGACUGCCAGGACCCACAGGAAAGACAGGAUGGGACGGACCACCAGGACCAGCAGGACCACCAGGAGCGCCUGGAGUGUCUGUAAUAGGACCACCGGGACCAGCUGGACCACAUGGACCACCUGGGAAAACGGGCCCGGCCGGAGCACAAGGACCACCUGGAGAGCCAGGUGUUAGCUGCACUUGUCCUGACAUACAGCAGCAACUGACCAAGUUAGAGCUGGCUGUAACUUACAGCUUCGUUCGAAAGGUCGGCGAGAAAUACUUUGUGUCCAACACGGAGAGAGAACCUUUCGAGAAGGCAGUGAAGUUCUGCUCCCAGCGAGGGUUGGAGUUGGCUCUACCUCAGGGCGAAGAGGAAAACAACGCACUGACUGAAGUGUUCAGCAUCGCAUACAAAAGCGUCUGGAUCAACGUCAACACGAAAAAAUCACAGGGAAAUUUCACUCUAGAUGCAAAUAAUCGACCUCUGACCUUUGCCAAAUGGGGAGCCGGGCAGCCAGAUGCGUCUGUCCAGGAUGUAGGCUGCACCACGGUGUCAAGGAACGGCUUCUGGGAAGUGACAAAGGAAUGCUUCCUGAAUGCUUACAUUGUCUGUCAGUUCUAACGGGUUUGUGUUUCAACGUAUACUUCACUCUUUCAACAACCAAAUAUGUCAUCGACAUCUAGUUUUUGUUUAGUUUUUCUAGCUCUGCGGAUGUUAUAGAAACAGGAAGUGUCAAACAAACUUGCUUUAUUUUACAUAUUUUCUCAUAGAAAUUGACUAAAUUGGCUGUCAUGAAACAAAGACUACAAAGAAUAAAUAAAGUCGAUAUUAAAUGUU
Gambusia affinis (western mosquitofish) is the source of this 1557-nucleotide messenger RNA. Its product is annotated as collectin-12-like. The coding region runs from base 406 to 1341 and encodes 311 amino acids. Lineage: Eukaryota; Metazoa; Chordata; Actinopteri; Cyprinodontiformes; Poeciliidae. The transcript is spliced from 7 exons. The record is from RefSeq and is a predicted model, not a curated record.